GUAGAUGAAGGAAUGGCUAGCUUGACCACGAGCUUGCUUGGAAUAAGACGAGCGUCCAAGGCGCAAGAGAAGAUGAAAAACGUAGCGUUUUGUAAGAAGCACCCAAAGCAUAAGCAAUCGCCUGGUGUUUGUUCUCUCUGUCUCAACGAGAAGCUCUCUAUCUUCAUCAAAUCAACUUCUUCUUCUUAUUCUUCUUCACGUCGACGAAAAGCACGUCAAAUCACAUGCUCUUCCUCAACUACUUCUUCUCUCUCCUCUUACUGUUCUUCCUCCGUCUCUUCUUGCCCGUCGCCACUUAUUGAUCGGCGAUUCUACUUGUUAACAGCCGGAGGUAGCAGCAGAGAAAAAGGGAUUUCGUGGAUGACGAAAAGCCGAUCUGUGGCUUAUAAAGUGGAUGAUGAGAAAAGAAAGAAGGAUAGGAGGAAACGUGGUUUCUUCUUUUUCGGUUUGGUGGGUACAAGUAGAGAGAACAAGAGAGUAUUGUAGCUUGUUAGAUUUGAUGGUUCUUGAAUUUUUGUUUUUAAUUUAUGUUGUGCUCCUGAUUCUUUCAUUCAAAAAACUAAUACGUUCAGAAGACUAGCUAGAUCAGUUUAGGCUUUUUUGAGCAUUAUAUUUGGUACGUGCAACUAAGAAAAAUUUUAUAACUAAGGGGCGAUGGGCUAGUGGUUCCUAGUUGUUGAGAAGUUGUUCUCUUGGUUUAGAUCAAACCAGCGUGGAAUUAUUUAAUCACUCUCUUUCGGCCAAUCAA
This is a messenger RNA of Eutrema salsugineum, 748 nucleotides long. RefSeq lists its product as uncharacterized. NCBI's taxonomy places the organism in Eukaryota, Viridiplantae, Streptophyta, Magnoliopsida, Brassicales, Brassicaceae. The transcript has a single exon. The record is from RefSeq and is a predicted model, not a curated record. The coding region runs from base 13 to 486 and encodes 157 amino acids.